Orbilia oligospora ATCC 24927 is the source of this 2043-nucleotide messenger RNA. RefSeq lists its product as uncharacterized. The transcript has 5 exons. The record is from RefSeq and is a predicted model, not a curated record. Bases 1 to 2043 code for a protein of 680 amino acids. Lineage: Eukaryota; Fungi; Ascomycota; Orbiliomycetes; Orbiliales; Orbiliaceae.
AUGACAAUCACAGCACCUGAAACAGACGCGGGGAGUGAUAAAGCUACUCCCAUGGCCCCGAUACGGAAAAAAAUCGGUUCGGUUGAAAUUCUUGGACUUGGAUUGAAAUUUGAUACAAAAGAUAAAAAUAAUCUGUUAUCUUUCUCAAUAGAUGCAACUGUAACACUUGGCCCUAUCACUUUCGCGGUUAGAGACUUUAAAUUGACAUUCGAUAUAACCGGCCUUUCUUUGGAUGACUUGAGCAAAGCCAUUCCUAAGCCAUCGAUUGGAGGGCUGGCAGCAUCAUUCGACCGCCCGCCUUUGACACUCGCCGGGGCAUUCGCACAUCAGGAGGACGAGAUUUCAGAAUCGUUCCUUCGUGGUGCCAUCGUGGGAUACACGCCUUACAAGUUCGAAGCUGCAGGUUACUAUGGAGAAACCAAAGCGGAUAAGAUGAAGUCAUUCUUUGCCUAUUGCAAACUGAAUGGCCCGCUCAUGACACUGGGCUACGCAAAUAUCAACGGUAUCACUGGAGGAUUCGGCUACAACAGCAAUGUCAAAUUCCCAACACCGGAUGCUGUACUGGCGUUCCUUUUGAUGAAUGGUGAUAUGGUGGCAGCUAGUCUUACCGUUUUCGCUUUCCAGAUACUUACCGUGGAAGCUGCUGCAGUGGUUCAUUGGACACCGCAAAUCAAGAUUGGAAUAUUUGGUAUCGCCACUGCCAUAAUGCCCAAGGAAGUAACUAGUGAGUCUGCUAUUUUCGCAAAGGUUCAGCUGGGCAUCGUUGCCACGCUUGAUAUCGGGAACGGUGUUCUAGCUGUCGAAGGUCAGCUUACGCCUUCUUCCUUUGUAUUGGAUAAAAAUUGCCAUCUGAGAGGAGGGUUUGCAUUCUAUACAUGGUUCGAAGGAACGGAUCCUGCAGCCUCCAACCAGGAUGGUACUGAUUUGGUUUUCACUAUUGGAGGAUACCAUCCAUCUUUCAAAAAGCCACCGAGCAAUGCCAUCAGCAUCACUGGCGAGGCGUACUUCGCGAUCACUCCCAAAGUCUGUAUGGGAAGUGGGAGGUUGAAUAUUUUCCUGGUCCUUGGGCCACUAAACGCCUUUUUUGACGCCUUCGUGGACUUUUUGAUCAACUACAAACCAUUCAACUUCCGGGCUCAAGGCGGCCUUACUGUGGGUGUUAAGUAUACACUCGAUCUGUGGAUCACAAGUAUACAUAUCGACAUCGAAAUCGGUGCUCGUAUCUAUCUCUAUGGGCCUCCAAUCUAUGGAACGGUCCAUGUGGAUUUCUGGGUUUUUGGUUUUGAUGUUACAUUCGGAGCGCAAAAUGCAUUGGUAAAUAGCGGUGUGGACUUGGAGCAGUUAUAUGAUUUCGUUCUCCAAAAGGAUGCUGCUGGUGCAAGUAUGGCUUCAGUAUUUCAUCACGACACGAACAAGGACAAGCUUGAAUGGAAGGCAGACAAAGAAGAGCCUGUUCAUGAAAAUGAUACAGAUCUGCCCAUCAUAUUCUCCUGCCAGAGUGGACUCAUCCCAUCCGCAAAGCAAGAGACGAAAGAGAAAGAGCCGUGGAGAGUAACCCCAAUGGACUUCUCUUUCAUGCCAGGAAUCACGACGGAAGUGGAGUCUAUUCCAUUCGCCAGUCCUGCUCAAGACAAAAUAUACGGAAAACCGAUGAAGAAGCCAUCCACUCUAGGUGCUAUAGGUUCCGUAUUAACGCUUACGAUAACUCAACAGAAAGAUACCAUCGUAGAGCCCGGCCUUGAGGCGGACCCGCUUGUGCCCAUAUGGAAAAAAUCAGAACCAGCGACGAAGCCCGUACCUUCUGCUCUGUGGGGUGAAUAUUUUGAAUCUCAGGACCCUUCUAGUGGUGACGGUACUAAACAAAUCGAUGAUCUUCUAAGCGGUUCCAAAGGGUCAAUUAACCUCAUGAUGGACGUAACGGUGUCACAACCAGACACAGUUAAGCCCACCGAAGCUAUCAAAGAGUUUGAUAUCCUCAAGACAAUGAGCCAAACAGCUGCAGUCACACAUUGGCCACCCAACCCCUCACAAAAUGACAAAUGA